AUGCCAAGAAACUUCAAUAAUGCAAAAACACGAGAACUCAUUCAAACUCGACACUGUGUAGAACUAAAGCCACCUAGAGUUAAUCGGUCGGCUGAAGUACAACCCACAGCAACCAGGAAAGGCAGAUGCUCGCAAAAUGUAAAGAGAAUCUCGGAAAAACUAACAGAAACCUUUAGCAGGGACCCCCAACAGGAAUCCCCAACAGGAACCACCAACAGGAACCUUUAUCAAGAAACCUCAACAGCAGUCUUCACUAGGACCCCCCCCCCCCCCCCAACAGAAACCCCCCCAACAGGAACCCUCAUCAAAAACCCCAACAGCAAUCCCCAACAGGAACCUCUAACAGGACCCCCUCCCACCCACCCCCACCCCCACCCCCACCAGGCUCCCCCCAACCGGAACCGCCACAGGAACGAGCACAGACCGACGGGUUGCCGGACCCUGGCUGGCACCGUGCCCCGCGUCUGUGCCAUUUCCACGUCGGGAAGAACUACACUUGGCAUGACGGAUGCUGAAUGCUGGCGGAGUAACACGGUGUCAUAA
This is a messenger RNA of Penaeus chinensis, 543 nucleotides long. RefSeq lists its product as uncharacterized. The coding region runs from base 1 to 543 and encodes 180 amino acids. The transcript has 4 exons. NCBI's taxonomy places the organism in Eukaryota, Metazoa, Arthropoda, Malacostraca, Decapoda, Penaeidae. The record is from RefSeq and is a predicted model, not a curated record.